AUGCUAUCCCCAUCCUCACCUGUUGUCGCGGCCGACAACACAACCCCUGGACAAUGGAAUUCGAGACCAGCCACCAGAACACGCACAAGCGCACAGAGAAAGGUGUACGGGAAACGAAGAGCGGAUGCGCCCAGAGCAGUGUUUGAGCAGCGAAGUCCAGCCAAGGAUUUGGAAAAGGAAGUGAAAAAAGCCGUUCGGGGUGCUGUGGAGGGCCUGAGAGAGAAGCUGGCUGAGGUUACGAUAGACGAGCCUGUGCCUCAAGAGACAAAACCCGAAGAGCUUCAAGAGAAGGAAGUGGAGGUCGAGAAAUAUGACGAUAAGGCCAUUCUACCUAAUGAGACUGAACAAGAAACACCAAUGCCGGAAGCGACACCCACCCCUGUAUCCGAACCGCAAGACGAACCAUCUCCAUCCGAACAGUUAUCACCAAACCGCAACAGUAAAGAAAGCACAAAGUAUGAGACAAUGGUCGAAGUGAGGAUUAGUCCGACGGUGUCAGUUGAGAGACCUCGAAGGCGCAAGCAAGCUACCGAAGGAACAACAGAGAGCGGGCGGCGAUCUGCAAGAAAGGACAAACCAGCACCGCGACUAUCAUCCGGCUGCGUCACAGACGAGAAGGCAAAUGCCUACGUUCGACCAAUUCUGAACGAAGCCUUAUCCCCGGUCGCCGCGCAGAGUGUACAAAAAUUUGGAUCAUGGGCCGCCCGGGCAGGCAACUUGUUGGAAGUGGUGAAGAUCGCAGAAGGUUCCUACGGAGAAGUCUAUAAGCUACGUCUGCGGGAAGAUCUGUGCAAAAAAGAAAUGUCCAAGUCCAAACUUGCGCGCUUAAAAGCCUACGGUGAUGGAGUGUUCAAGGUGGUACCUCUGCGCGCGCAGAGCGGCCCUGGUUCGAAGAAGUUCACUAGCAUCGAGGAAAUUGUCUCCGAAGUGAAGAUGCUCAAGUAUCUCGAUCCCAUCCCCGGGUUCGCUCGCUUUCGGGAGAUCCACGUCGUUCAGGGUCGCUUUCCAGAAAACUUCCAAACGGCGUGGGACUAUUACAAGAAGACCAAGGACGACUGUCUGAACCCAAACCCGUCCAGCAAGCGGGCCUACCCCGACUCACAACUAUGGGCUAUCAUUGAGAUGGACGAUGCUGGCUGCGAGCUGGAAAAGUUCUCCUGGUCAUCAAUUUUCCAGAUCUACGACAUCUUCUGGGGAGUCGCAAUGGCUCUUGCACGGGCGGAGGAAUACGCAUUGUUCGAGCACCGAGACCUCCACCUCGGUAACGUCUGCAUACGAAGCAUACGCCCCGAAGGCCGCAUGGAUCCACCGACCGACCACGAAAUCAUCAGCCAGUCAUUCACAAGUGGCUUCGGCCUCAGCACCCUCGAAACCACCAUCAUCGACUACUCCCUCUCCCGCGCUGCGUUACGCAUGAGCGAAGAAGCAGAGCACGUUGAAGUCGCCUCCUCAGAUCUAGACAAGAAACAAAUCUUCGACGCCAUCGGCCGCGACGAAGACGAGAUCAUGCUACGGAAUACCUACAGAUACAUGCGCGCCGAAGUCUACCACGGCGAACCCCUCAAGACCGAAAAAUCCCCCGACAUCCCAGGCAUCUGGGCCGAAUACGCCCCACGAACCAACCUCGUCUGGCUCGUAUUCCUGCUCAAGUCCCUACUCAAGAAUAGAAAGAGCGAGCCGGUACCCACGGCACCAACUACACCUGCUCGACAGCCUCUUGCGCCCUGCUCGCCUAAUAAAGGUCUGAAGAAGCAGGUAGUGAGGUCUCCGCUAGAGAAGAUAAAGCACCAGCAGCAGCUAGAGUACAGGCCGAGAGUAACGGCUGCGACGCAGGAAUAUAUCUCUCAGUUGAAGAAGACGCUGGAGGAUCGGUUACAGGCUGUUCUGGAGUUGUUGGAUUUGGAGAGUGGGCAUGAGGAUAUGUGUUGUGCGGCGGAUCUGGUGGCGUAUGCGAUUGAUACGCAGUGGUUGGAUGAGAAAGAUUUCUUUUAA
Aspergillus vadensis CBS 113365 is the source of this 1992-nucleotide messenger RNA. RefSeq lists its product as uncharacterized. Bases 1 to 1992 code for a protein of 663 amino acids. NCBI's taxonomy places the organism in Eukaryota, Fungi, Ascomycota, Eurotiomycetes, Eurotiales, Aspergillaceae. Gene Ontology annotation, biological process: intracellular signal transduction; mitotic cell cycle; protein phosphorylation. Gene Ontology annotation, molecular function: histone H3T3 kinase activity; ATP binding. The transcript has 3 exons. The record is from RefSeq and is a predicted model, not a curated record. Gene Ontology annotation, cellular component: nucleus; cytoplasm.